Molecule: messenger RNA, 1478 nt
Organism: Aphis gossypii (cotton aphid)
Lineage: Eukaryota; Metazoa; Arthropoda; Insecta; Hemiptera; Aphididae
Exons: 8
Coding region: 198-1049 (283 amino acids)
Biological process (GO): regulation of DNA-templated transcription; telomere maintenance via telomere lengthening
Cellular component (GO): shelterin complex
Molecular function (GO): telomeric repeat DNA binding
Source: RefSeq, a predicted model, not a curated record
AUAUACAACCUGUUCGUUAUUAUCUUAAAUCAUAGUUUUAAAUUUUCUGGCAUGGUUACGAUGUUGUUUAUAUGUGUACAUUAGGUAUUAUUAUACAUAAUAUUAUUAACUAUUUCGGGUAUUUCCAGUGAUUAAUCUACAGAGUACAGAUUGAAGAUUCUAUUAAAUCAAAAGUAAGUGCCAUACUACCGUUGAACAUGGAUUUUAUGUCAACGGAUUUUGAUCUGGCAGAAAACGUAUUUUAUUUCCACAAUGCUGAUAUACAAAGUUUGGCGUUCGUGCUUGACUGGGAUACAAAAGAUAAAUUCUAUUCGACAUUAUUAAGGAAGUCCUAUGCAGAUAUACUAGAUGUACCAAAUGAUCAUUCAAUGGUACUUGCAAAACCAGGAAAAACCAAUUAUUUUCAUUUAAAGAUUCCAGCAUUUGAUAUUAAAUAUAUUGAAGAUUGCUUUAAAAUCAAAGACUUCCCAGAUCCAACCAAAUAUUUAAUUAAAAACACUAGUCCUGCAAGUUAUACAAAAAAUGAUAUUUUUGAUUGUUGGCUCUAUCAAAAUAAAUCAUGGUCUGAUUUAGUCUCAAUUUCAGAAAACAAAAAUGAUAAUCAUAAGAUUAUUUCGUCAUCUACUAAUCUCAUUUCUAAAGCCAAAAGAUCUAAUGAUGAUUUUGAUGAUAUUAUGAUGUCUAAUGAUCAGAAAAUUAAAAAAAACACGAGAAUGCCUUAUUCGCAUAAAGAAGAGAUAAGUAUUGUGAAAUACAUAAUCAAAAACAAUUAUGCUUUCAACGUCACCGGGGUAACAAUGUGGCAAAAAAUGGAACGUGACAGAGUAUGUAAAUAUCGUACAUGGCAAUCUAUGAAACAAAGAUAUGUAAAACACAUAAAAUAUGAUUUAAAUUCAGGAAAUCAUAGAUUUCCAUUUCUUUCACCAGAAGAAUUGAAACUUUUACGACUAGGUUUAAAUAUUGAAAAAAUAGAUAAGGAAGAAAAAGAUGCUAUGAAAUCCCGAUUCCUUGAACAACGAAUGCAUGAUUCCGAUUCAGAUAGCUCUUAAAAAAUUUCAUCAACAAUACAAUUUACACAUAACAUAAGCUAUUAUGUAUUUUAGUUUAUAGCUGUCUUUUUAGAUAAAGUGGUUAAAACCUUAUAUGAUAUCAACAUAUUUUUAUUAAAAUCAAUUAUGAUUAAAAGUUUUAGGUGAUUAAGUUAUAUUGUAUAGUUAUAAACAAAUUUGUAUGUAAAAGAACAAGUAUUAAGAACAACUUAAUGAUUUAUUAUUUUUUAAAUUUAUUUAUUGUCAUACUGCUAUUUAGUUUAAUUUUUCUAAAAAAAAUAUUUUUAAUGCUGUAAAUUUAAAAUUACAGAUUAAAAAUUUAUACCAGUAAGUAGCAGUUGAUUUGUCUGUUUUUUUUCUACUUGAGCUUGUUCAAAAUUAAACUAGUCAUUAAUUAAAUAUAAAAAAAUAAUUAUAAUUAUGAAAAAA